This is a messenger RNA of Cryptosporidium muris RN66, 1794 nucleotides long. RefSeq lists its product as uncharacterized. Bases 1 to 1794 code for a protein of 597 amino acids. Lineage: Eukaryota; Apicomplexa; Conoidasida; Eucoccidiorida; Cryptosporidiidae. The record is from RefSeq and is a predicted model, not a curated record. The transcript has a single exon.
AUGCCUUAUGAGCUAAUUAUACUCGUUAUUGUCUUUAUUUUUAGCCUGGAUGUACUAGAAAUUGUACAAAUAUCUGCUAAAGACGAUAGUGGAGUUGAAUUCCCUCCAUCAUGGCACUUUUUUGAAAAUCACUACAACUUUGAUGAUUACAAAUUCGGAUUUACUCUACCUAAUACAAAGAAAUUUUAUGUUAAGCAUAAUUAUAAGAUCGAUUUUAACUUAGUCUACUUUCCUCUUAUUUCUAGAGAGUAUGAGUUAGAUCAACAAAUAAGCCACUUUUUAAGUGCUCCAGUUCAACUUGAAUAUUUCCAUACAUAUGAAAGAAUAGUGAAUUCUUACAGAGUUAAAGAGUUAAGUACUUAUCAACGAAAAUUCCAUAUAUGUUAUAGGCAGCCAAAUACCUUCAAAUCUGCAAGUACUGUGAAAUUACCAUUAUACACAAUAGAACUUAAAUUCGCUGGUAACUUAGGAAAAGGUAAGUUUUUGGUAAAUUUCAACACUGUAGGAUUAUGGGUAUGGAGUCCAGAUUAUACUAUUAACUCAACUGUUGAGUUAAAAAGAGUAGGGGCUGAUAGGAUUAUUUACAAUAGCAGUACUCCAGAAAUUGAUUGCAUAGCUGAAGGCUCACUAAAAAAGAUAAAUGUUUCAAUAGAAUACCUAUAUUCAAAAAUAAACCUCUCAACUAUAAAUAUAGAAAUGCCAACUGUUAUGGUUUAUUCAGCAUCUCCUUUUUUAAAUUCUUUUUUAAAAAAUAAUAGGCUUGAUGGGAUUUUAGGGAUUGGAAAUAGAGUAAAUCCUAAGUCAUCUUACAAGAUUAUACAGCCACCAGGACUAUUUCCUUUAAUAGCAAAUUACUUAGGUCCAAAAAGACAUAAAUUUGCAUUAACAUAUAACUGUAAUAAACCAAUAGAAAAUUCAAAUUUACAAACUUUAAUACUUAAUGUAGCUAACAAGGAUGUUAUUUUGGACUAUUCCAAUACUAGGACAAAUAUGUCCCGAUACAAGAUAGAAGUUAAAAUUGGAAACCAAACAAUUCAAGCUAGUAAUAUUUUGUUUGAAAUUAAUUUUAGUACUAAUGGAACUAUCAUACCAGUAUAUAGACAUAAACAGAUCUUGAAAUUUCUUAGUAAUAUUGCCACUAGAUUUGGUCAUACCUGUACAAGUAAAGAAAGUUUUUUUGGCCAAGUAAUAUCUUGUGAUUGUGGCAUUUUUAAAAGUCAAAUAGCAAUGACAAUAGAGAUAAAAAAAAAUUUAUUUGAAAAAUAUACACUAGACUUAAGAGACUUUUUACUCUCAGAAAAAAAAGAAUUAUUUAAUUCUGGAAGUGAAAUAAAUGAUUUUCAAACCUGUGAAUUGAAUAUCUUUUCAGCAAAGCGGUAUACAAAACUUUACGAGAAAUGGAUAUUUGGAAAUGUUUUAUGUAAUUCAAAAGAUAUAAAUUUAUUUUCCCAAGAUUCAUAUGAAGAAAAAUGGGAUAUUGGGUAUCCAGUCUUAUUAUCAUACAAGGACUUGAUCUGUAUAACUUUAACUGAUAUAAUAACAGAUUUACCUCCUAAUCUAAAUUCCAAUGAAAUAACAACGCUCAUUGCCACUGUUGUUUUAUUAGUACUUCUGUUUAUAUGUCUUAGAGUCUGCUAUCAUACUGGGCACCAUGUAAGGCGAAGACUUUCAUCUAGAUAUGCUAGUAAUAUGAGGCCUAUUAUAACAUCUCCAGUGCGUGUCUCUACAAUAAAUCGUGUCUCUAGUAAUGAAUCAUUUCAUCAAAAUCAUAGUCACACUAACUAUAAUCGCUGA